Messenger RNA from Saccostrea echinata, 2604 nucleotides. RefSeq lists its product as uncharacterized. The record is from RefSeq and is a predicted model, not a curated record. The transcript is spliced from 2 exons. The coding region runs from base 31 to 876 and encodes 281 amino acids. Gene Ontology annotation, molecular function: protein binding. NCBI's taxonomy places the organism in Eukaryota, Metazoa, Mollusca, Bivalvia, Ostreida, Ostreidae.
UUAUAAGCACGAACUUUAUGUGAAACAGACAUGGCUGAUAUCAAAGUCAGUUUUGUUAUUUUUCUUGCACAUAUUUCUAUGACUUGUACUUACAACACUGAGCAAAGUUUAGAAGAAAUAUUUCAGCAACUAGAUGUAUUAGCUAAAAAAGUUGUAACUUUGGAAUCGAAAAACGAACUAUUACAAGAGGAACUAAAUCGACAAAAUGGUUCACUUCAAGAAUUUAAAACCAAGCUUGUUGGAGAUUACUCCGAUCUUGGAAGGAAACAACAACUACUGAAACAGGAGUUAAAAGGAAUGAAAUAUAAAGAUUUUGAAACAAUCAAGAAUGAUGUCAAAGAAAUUAGAGAUUCGCUGAAAUUGACCAACGUGACACUGCAGAAUAGAGCUGAUAUUCAAGAAGGGAAAAUCAAAACAUUGGAGACCAUACAGAACAACGUCAGCAUUCUUAGUAGUAAACUUGGGGAAGCCCCUCCAUCAUUUUAUGCAAUGCUGACCUCCACCGUUCCAAUUCGAGGAUCAAACCAAACCAUUAUUUACGACAAAACAGGAACAAACAACGGUAAUGCGUACAACACGUCUACUGGUAUCUUCACCGUGCCGGAAACAGGAACGUAUGUCUUCACCUGGACCGCCUUCAGUUACGUCGAAGAGUACGUGCGUCUAGAAAUCGUUGUUGGGGGAACAAUUUAUGGCGGAACUCUGAGCGACACACAGGAGACAAGCGAUGCAGAUACAGAAACAGCCAUCGUUGUCGUCAACGCAAACGCCGGAGACGAAGUAUUCAUCCGCAGUCAGAGUGAGGACCCCGGCCAUGGCCACUUGUACGUGGAGCAUGAGUGUACGUCGACUUUCUCCGGAUGGAAAAUUUCCUAAGACCUACACUCGUGAUUUAUUACGCUACCAUAGAGCUGUGUACUCGUAUAUAAAUAUUAACUUUUGGUAGUUUGUAUCUCUUUGAUAAACUUUACUGUAAUAAGCAUAUUAAUUGUCAAUAAUUACAGGCUAACCAAGUAUGCUGAAUAAUGCUUACAAAAGAAUCAUUGAUAAGAAACUGAAUUUAUGAUAAUUCGACUUGUCAGAAAUACUGUUAUGGAUGUUAUAUUAUUUCCUUGCAGAGAACGUCCCACAAUGUUUCAUAAAAACUGAAUGCCGUUCUUAUCUGUCAUUUUUUGAGGUUGAACUGUUGUAUAGAUGAACAUCAGAAUGUUAUAAAGAUGAUUUAAUUCAGUUCUUUAGAUGCCUAACAACCAAGCUUUAUGAUAAACGUGAUGACUUCUGGAUCAAACUUCCCUUAACUUAUGUAGCGAUAUACCCUUAUCACCUGCAUAUGAGGUUUUAUAUAUGCCUCUCAGUUGAUUCGAUACGCAAGAGCAUGCUCUACGUACGAACAAUUUUUAAAACGAGUCAAGCUAUUGACAAACAAGUUGAUGAAACAAAAAUAUCAACAGUCUCGUUUAAAGUCAUCAUUUGGCAAGUUCUAUAUAUGGUCGAUACAUUGACCUUGUCAGUAAAUAAAAUCUAUCAGUAAGUCAAUUGCUGACUGACAAUUUUCAUACUAAUUUUUAGGCCAUUAUUUACAUACUGAAUUGUAUACAGUUUUUUCCGUUUUACCCGAUCAAUACAAGGAGCACAUGGCGGGCGUGAGACCGGUCGGCAGGGGAUGCUCACUCCUUCAUGGCACCUAAUCCCACUUCUGAUGUUUUAGAGGUCCGUGUUUGUUCUGCUCCUGAAUUGUAUUGUUUAAAUAGACUUUUAAGCUUGAAUACUGUUCGUUAUCUUCAUAUUUCAUGCAUAUAACACCUUAAAGUGGUUGUGCCUUGGUACUUCUAUAAUAAUUUCUAUAACGUGAAUGUACACGAUGUAGCAAUUUUAUAAUACGCACAUAUAUAAGUUCAAUUUAAUACAUAUUUAUUAAAAAUUCGGCAUUUAUUGUAUGUUUCAAAAAAACUGUGUUCAACCCUGUUCAGCAGAGCAAUUAUGAAUGUUUCAUAUUUCAAGUACAAGUAUCUCAUAAUGUACCGCAGCGGAGAAAAAGUAUCAGAUUACAUAAAUAAAGUACUUAGAUUGGCCAAGAAAAAAAUGUGAAGUGAUCCAAAUAAUAACAGAAAGAUCAUAUAAACCUGUUCGCCAAAAAUAUAUAUGAUAUACAUUCAUUAUCGUAUUGCUUACCAGGUUGACAAUUUUGUCAUGCACUGCAUGUGUUUUAAGAUUAUUAGAUUUAUAAAAGCCCUAUUUAAUUAGCAUGUGAUCCUUUUGCAGUUGCUUUAUUUACAUCUAUAUGUACUUAGGUGCUAAUUUUUGAUAUUUUUUUUUAAAUAUUGAGUAUUUGUCUAGUUGAUUCAUUCAAAAUAACAGACAUGGGAUUGACUGUUAUACAAGUCAAUUAUCACCAAAAUAAUACCAUGAAUAUAAAUGUAAAAGCCACGAGCCUGUAAAGCUUGCAUGUGUUAUUUUAAAAGAAUAUUGAGAAUACACAAACUAAGUGUCGUGUACAAGUACCAUUGCUUCACUUGAUUUUAUUCAUAUGAACAGUAUUGUAAUCAAAACUGUCUAUAUCAAGAUAUCAUUCAAACUGUUCAUCAAUAAAAUUUUAUUCAUUUA